Messenger RNA from Zasmidium cellare ATCC 36951, 3042 nucleotides. RefSeq lists its product as uncharacterized. Gene Ontology annotation, biological process: positive regulation of transcription by RNA polymerase II; DNA-templated transcription. The coding region runs from base 1 to 3042 and encodes 1013 amino acids. Lineage: Eukaryota; Fungi; Ascomycota; Dothideomycetes; Mycosphaerellales; Mycosphaerellaceae. The record is from RefSeq and is a predicted model, not a curated record. The transcript is spliced from 5 exons. Gene Ontology annotation, molecular function: sequence-specific DNA binding; zinc ion binding; DNA-binding transcription factor activity, RNA polymerase II-specific.
AUGCCACCUUCCGCUGGCAAGAAGCGCGAGCGAGAUGUAGUCGACGUCGGCGCCUCCGCCGCCGCUACCACUGUGCUGGACGACGACCUUUCGAAUCCGGCGGGGUCGCCUGGGAAUGGGGAAGGGGGACCUGGAGCCGCGUCGACGACCAAUUUUCGUAAUGUGUCGGCGUGUAAUCGGUGUCGGAAUCGAAAGAAUCGCUGCGAUCAGAAAUUGCCCAAGUGCUCGAAUUGCGAAAAGGCGCAGGUGAGGUGUGUGGGCUUUGAUCCGGUUAGCAAGAGGGAGAUUCCGAGGAGUUAUGUAUAUUACCUGGAAACGCGAGUGAACAACCUCGAAGCCCUCCUGGCUUCCAGCAAUAUCCCCUUUCCGCCACCUAGUGAGGACUUCGCCAUCAGUGAGACGAUCAAGCCGGGGAUUAAUGUUCCUUACCCGAUCCAGGAUGAUGAUGGUCCUCCGCCGAAGCCUGUCAAGCGGGAGGCACCCCAAGAUGAUAGGAGUAUGCUGGAUCCCGCUCUCAAGGCCCGCGAUGACAGUGAGAGGCUUGACAAGUUGGUCAACGAUGUUGGUAUGGUUUCAGUGCAAGGCGCUUCGGAUUCACGCUUUCUCGGCUCCACGUCUGGUAUCUCGUUUGCUAGAGUUGUUUUCGCGGCUGUGAAAAGAUCUGUCCAUCAGACGCCGACGCCUUCUGAGAAGGGUGGAUCGAAAGGUUCGAGAGCGCCUUUGAGUGAAGCAUCUGCGGGUGGCACGACGAUGAGGGAUUCGUUCUUUGGACUGCAUUCAAAACCUACAAUCAAGCCUGCGCCUUUCCCGGAGAAGGAGCUGGGGUCCAGAUUGACGGAGCUCUACUUCGAGCAUGCUAAUCCUCAGAUACCUGUCCUGCAUCGGGGGGAGUUCAUGUCACUCUUUGAGCGGGUCUAUGCUACGGAUCCGAAGAAGCGGACUGCGAGAGAGCUGUAUAUGCUGAACAUUGUUUUUGCAAUUGGGUCGGGCAUCAUCAUGGACUCUUCGAAUGUCGAGCAGACUAUGUCAGCGACAGAGACUUCCAAAGAUGGAUCGAGACCGCCGAGCAACAAACGACAGAGACUUGCAAGUCAUCAGCAUCAGCCAGAGGAGUACCACUCAUCGGCGAUCAUUCAUCUCGAAAGCUUCUUAGGAUCUUCGCCUGCUGCUGAAGGCGUGGGUGGCGGACUCGAAGAACUACAAGCUGUACUGCUUCUCGCAGGAUUGGCGUUACUAAGACCCGUUGCACCUGGCUUGUGGUACAUCAUCGGAGUUGCAGUGCGACUGAGCAUCGAUCUUGGACUUCAUUUUGAAGAUAUCGAUCACGAACUCGACACGCGAGCUACUCACCCUGAAGUCGGAGAGCCUCCCUCCAGCGGACUUGGUAGGAAGCAGUGGACUCGAGAUCUAAGGAGAAGACUAUGGUGGUGCGUCUUUAAUCUGGAUAGACUGGUCUCGUCUUGCGUGGGAAGGCCUGUCUCGAUCAACGAAGCCGUCGUCACAGCCGAGUUCCCCAGCUUACUCGAUGAUGUUUAUAUCAAACCGUCAGGCUUCUUAAAGCCUCCAAACACCGAGGAAGUGCCCAGCUACAAGCUCGUCAGUCGGCACUACAUACGAUUGCGAUUACUUCAGUCAGAAAUACUGCAAGUCCUGCAGCAUCGACAAGCUGAUCAGGCUCGUCAAAUGGGUGCUCAUCACAACAAUGGAUUUGUACAGUCAGAUCUCGAAUCGCCCUUCUUGCGCAAAUUCAGAUCAUUCCGUGAGUGGCGUGCAUACAUCGACAUGAAACUGGUGGAGUGGAAGGAGAGCGCACCGCAGCCUUACCAGACAGGAGUGGCGUUUAAUCCGCUCUUCUUAGAACUCAACUACUGGCAGGCAGUGAUUAUGCUCUACAGGCAAUCGUUGUCGGUACCAGAACCCCUUGCGAAUGAGCUCAGCCCUGCGACUGGCGACGAUGUCCAAAGUCCAGGCGCUGUCAACCUUGAAAACGAAGAAGACAAGCAGAUCGUCUUCCUCAAGGUCGCCCAAGCAGGACAGACUGUCCUCAAGAUCUAUCGUCAGCUUCACCGACUGAAGCUCGUCAACUACACGUUCCUCGCAACGCAUCAUCUCUUCAUGAGCGGCAUAUCCUUCCUAUACGCAAUCUGGCAUUCGACCCUUGUCCGCUCACAACUCACGAUUGAUGACGUCGACUUCACCGUCCUGGCUGCGACUUCUGUAUUGAGCGAUCUGUCAGAAACGUGUCCGCCGGCAGAAGCGUGCCGAGAUGCGUUUGUUCGCAUGAGCAAAGCCACCAUAUCCAUGGUAAUGAGCACCACUGGGUUUGGCAAUGCCUCGACGCUGGGGACGCAGCAGCUGAACAACAGUCCAGAAGGCUACUUCGCCGGCCAGAGCAACGUCCGAAGGGCACCGACACAGCCCACGGAACCCAAACGACCCAUGCCCAAGUUUGACAUGAACCUCAAAGACCUCUUCUCCGAGGAAGAGAUCGCGAGCCGCCCUCUAACGCACCAACCCAAGAUCCAGCUCCAGCAGGGUCUCAACAUCCGACCCGAACAACAGCAGCAACAACAACACCCGCCUCCACCGCCCGCCAUGUCCCCCAUCAGCAACCCCCACACCAGCCCCCAGAGCACCGAAGGAGCCUACCCACCCCUCCAACGCACCCCCUCCAACACCAUCUCCUACCAAACCGCCAACCAACAACCCUACCAACCCUUCGCCGACACAAUCUCCCAAGCCCAGCCCGACUUCUCCUUCGACAACCUCGACUUCCUCAACGACUUCCCCGUCUCCGACCCCAACGCGGGAGGUUUCUGGGGUCAUAACAGUAACAAUAGCAACAACAGCAACGCGAACAACACCACCACCGGCGGAAUGCCCGACUUCACCUUCGACAUGGGCUUCGGCGGCGGGAACGGAGCCGCAGGAGGCGGCUUCGAUGGCAGCGGAGCGUGGGAGGCGAAUGGCGAGUUAUUCGAUUCGUUUUUCUUCGGGAGCAGUGGUGGCGCGGCGGGGAAUGGUGGGAGUGGCGGGUGGUGA